Caenorhabditis remanei is the source of this 1539-nucleotide messenger RNA. RefSeq lists its product as uncharacterized. Gene Ontology annotation, biological process: glutaminyl-tRNAGln biosynthesis via transamidation; mitochondrial translation. The coding region runs from base 1 to 1539 and encodes 512 amino acids. Gene Ontology annotation, molecular function: glutaminyl-tRNA synthase (glutamine-hydrolyzing) activity. The transcript is spliced from 6 exons. Lineage: Eukaryota; Metazoa; Nematoda; Chromadorea; Rhabditida; Rhabditidae. The record is from RefSeq and is a predicted model, not a curated record.
AUGUGGCGACGGCGUUUCGCCACGUCGGCGGCAGCGACUACGGUAGCUACAGUAUCCCGGUUUAAGCCGGUGAUCGGAUUGGAGAUCCACGUGCAACUCAACACGCGUACCAAACUAUUCUCACGGUGUCCAACAAGCGACGCCUCGCCAAACCGUCGUGUCGCACCAUUCGACAUGGCAACACCGGGUACUCUCCCCGCCUUGAAUCAUCAAUGUGUCCAUCGUGCACUGAAGAUGUCACGUCUUCUAAAGUGUCACGUGCCGAAAUGGUCACGAUUCGAUCGAAAACAUUAUUUCUAUGCGGACAUGCCUGCGGGCUAUCAGAUUACACAAAACGAAUACCCGAUUGCUAGAGAUGGACUGUUUGGGUAUUGGGUAUUUGGGGAAGAGAAGGAUACACCCUACUGGAAAGAGGUAGAAAUCGUGCAACUCCAACUGGAACAAGAUUCUGGAAAAACGAUCAAUAUUCUGGAUUCUUCUCCAUCAGAAUCCUCAGAAUCCCGAUCCCUUAUCGACUACAAUCGUGCCGGAUGCGCCCUAAUCGAGAUUGUGACAUCACCGUGUUUCGAAACGGCAAUCGAAGCGAUUCGAUUCGUUCAGACACUUCGAUUAUUGAUUAUUCAUCAUAAUCUAUCCGAUGGAGAACUCCAUCGGGGACAUCUUCGAGUCGAUGCAAAUGUAUCGUUGACUGUCGAUGGAAAACCCGGCACGCGAACGGAGAUCAAAAACAUGAAUAGUAUCCGCACAAUUCACACGGCGAUCAAUUUCGAAAUCGCGCGGCAAUUUGAAAUUCUUUCGAAUUCAUCGGGAAAAGUGAUUCGCGAGACACGUGGAGUGGAUUCAGAAGGACGGACGGUCCCAAUGAGAGAAAAAGACGCAGAGGACACGGAUUAUCGAUUUAUGGUCGAACCGAAUCUUCCGAUUCUGAAAAUACGAAAAGAGUGGAUGGAGGGGGCGGAGCGAGAGUUGGAGACGCAGGGAAUCGCCGAUUUCGAGUGGUUGAGAGAUCGAUGCGGUUUUGAUCCGAGGAGCGCUAUUCAUAUUGCUGAAGAACCCGACCUAUUGGCCUUCGUUAAACGAUGUGUUCGAUUCAAGGAUUCUGAAGUGACAGCUGAUGAGAUAUUGUAUUGGAUGAGGGAAUUAAAGACGAUUAUGCAGAGAUCAAAGGGAAAUUACCCACCGAAAAGCGAUUUCUUCGCCAAACAAUUCACCACUUUAAUCCAUCACUCCGGCCGUCUCACUCGUCUACGUCUUCUCGAUUUACUCCGAUUCUAUGCGACGUCAUCUGAAUCUGAAGACGUCCUAGAAGAAGUCACGGAAUUUAUCGAUAAAAACGACUUUUGGCGUAUCAGUGACACUGAAAAAAUCGAUAAAUUCGUGGAGGAAUCGAUGACGAAAAAUGGGAAAUUGGCGGAGAAAGUGAGAAGUGGACACGCGAAAAGUUUCAAUAAAAUGAGGAAUUUGAUGAUUGAGACGAGUGAGAAACGAAUCGAAUUGGAAGAUGCGGAAGACGCGAUUCGACGGUUUUUGCAGAAAUAA